Molecule: messenger RNA, 501 nt
Organism: Sabethes cyaneus
Lineage: Eukaryota; Metazoa; Arthropoda; Insecta; Diptera; Culicidae
Product: larval cuticle protein A2B-like
Exons: 2
Coding region: 1-501 (166 amino acids)
Cellular component (GO): extracellular matrix
Source: RefSeq, a predicted model, not a curated record
AUGCUGAAAUUCAUUUGCGUCGUUACGUGUGCGGUGGCAGCAGUUGGGGCUUACCGGGUGUCCCAUCAUCAGCAGCACGAGGAACAGCAGCAUCAUCCAGAGCUGGAGAACCACCAUAAAGUGGAACACCACCAUGAGGAGCAUGUGUACGAAGUGCCGCAUGAUUACUACGCCCAUGCCAAGUAUAAGUACGACUAUGGCGUCCAGGACCCACACACCGGGGACCACAAAACCCACUGGGAGGAACGGGACGGUGAUGUUGUGCGAGGUGCUUACACAAUUUUCGAUUCCGACGGAAGCACCCGGAUCGUAGAGUACACCGCCGAUCCGUUGCAUGGUUUUAAUGCAGUCGUAAAAAAAAUCCAGCACGAGCCACUGUUGCAUCAUGAACCCGAAGUGAAGCAUCAUGCCCACCAUCACCACCUGGAGCAUGAGCAUAAUACUCAUCACGAGCAUACCCAUCAUGAGCAUGCCCAUCACGAACAUGCCCAUCACGAGUAA